Molecule: messenger RNA, 945 nt
Organism: Postia placenta MAD-698-R-SB12
Lineage: Eukaryota; Fungi; Basidiomycota; Agaricomycetes; Polyporales; Adustoporiaceae
Exons: 4
Biological process (GO): protein phosphorylation
Molecular function (GO): protein kinase activity; ATP binding; protein serine/threonine kinase activator activity
Source: RefSeq, a predicted model, not a curated record
AUGAACGCGGCCACAGACCGCAUAGCCAGGACAUUCAUUGGCGAGGUCAAGGACGAGUGGCAGUUAUACAGUAACGACUCCGCAGAUUAUACCAUUGGCCCCCCAAUUGGCUUUGGGGCGUCAUCCACCGUCUAUGCUGCCCAGUACCAGCCACAAGAUGCACCCGAUUCCAUUCCCGUCGCCCUCAAGGUCCUCGACCUCGACCGCCUGCCUCCGUCUGCCCUGCGCCUCCUCCAGCGUGAGACACAGCUCAUGUCCCUCUCCAAGCAUCCCAACGUCCUCCGUGUGCGCGGCACCUGGACAAAUGGACACAAGCUCUACAUCGCCAUGCGUCUCAUGAACGCCGGCAGCGUCGUCGAUGUCAUGCACUAUGCAUGGCCUGGCGGCAUGGAAGAGGAUGUCGUCAGGUGCAUACUCAAGCAGGCACUAGAAGGCUUAAACUAUCUUCACACUAACGGGCUUAUGCAUCGCGAUGUAAAGCCCGCGAAUUUGCUCAUUGACGACGACGGCACCGUCCUUCUUGGCGACCUGGGCGUCGCAGCCUUCCUCACAGACGUUGAGGACACUCCCCCGCCGCCGGCGUUCCCGGCUCGCAAGUCCUUUGUCGGCACGCCAUGCUACAUGGCGCCUGAAGUCAUUAACGGCCGCGCGUACGACGCCUCGGCAGACAUUUGGUCGUUCGGCAUCACGGCACUCGCGCUCACCCAGGGUCGCGCACCGCGCUCCCUGGUGUCCCCGCAGACAGCGCUCCUGCAGACCGUGCGCGACGCCGCGCCCACGCUCGAGCGCUCAGGCGGACCCCACUCGUAUUCGCGCGCGCUGCAGGAAGCUGUCGCGGCAUGUCUCGAGAAAGACCCCGCGAAACGGCCGACCGCACAGACACUCCUUGAGAUGCCGCUCUUCCGCGGCGCCAAGAAGAAGAGCUUUCUCGUCGGCGCUGUGUUG